UGGUCUUUCCUGUAAUGGUUAACGGGCAACGGCACCGUGACGCUCUAACCAAGUCGAGUUGACUUGUUGAUUCCCUUUCCAAUCUUCAGAUACAUAAAGCCUCUUCUCAUCCAUCUCUCAAGCUUUCUUCUUUCUUUUCCUCCUCAUCCACUCGCUUCCAUUGGACCAAUCCAGCAUCAGCAUCAGCCUUGCCUCUCUACACUCGUUGUGUCUUCUCGCAUAUCAACAAGUUUAUCAACUUAAAGACAACCAAGAACAACCUUCAAAAUGAAGUACUCUUUCGCUAUUGCUGCCCUCGCCGCCGCCGUCUCGGCUCAGUCCCUCGGCGACGUUCCCAAGUGCGCUAUUCCUUGCCUUGACGAUGCCAUCGCCAGCAAGACCAAGUGUGACAAGACCGAUCUCACCUGCGUCUGCAAGAACUUCGACGAUGUCCGAAGCGCCGCUACCUCUUGUGUGAUCACCAAGUGUGGUUCCGACGUUGCCAUCAACGAGGUUCUCCCCGCUACUGAGAAGCUCUGCGACAACCCCGAGGCCGGCAGCGGCUCCGAGGGGUCCUCCAAGGCUGACACCACCAAGGCCGAGACCUCCACCAAGGUUGUCGUCACCACCAGCGCCGUUGCCGUCGAGACCACUGCUGUUGAGACCACCGCCGUCGAGACUACCACUGUCCCUCCUGUCGUUGAGAGCAAGACCACCGCUGUUCCCCCCGUCAUCGAGACUCCCACCACCAAGUCCGAGGCUGCCGGCAGUGCCACCAGCACUCCCGCUCCCUCAGGCGUCGGCGAGAACAGCGCUGCUGGCCUCAAGGGUCUCGGCGCCAUGGCCAUGGCUGCCCUCAUGGCCCUUGCUCUGUAAAUGGAGUCAAUUAUGAGACGCCAAUUUUCCUCAUUGUGAAAAGACUACUCAGUCUGCACAUUGAGAUAAGAGGCAUUGUUACGAGUUGAAAGGAAAGUGAUGAGGAGGAAUGGGAUAUGUGUACAUGGGAAUUGGAUUCGGAUUUGUGAUUGAUAUCACGGGUUAAUAAUUAAUGGUCUUGAACCACCAGAAUAUAGCAAAUAUACCAGUGACACUUGUCUCAUUUCUCUACCCUCAAUUGAUCG
This is a messenger RNA of Fusarium oxysporum Fo47, 1100 nucleotides long. RefSeq names its product CFEM domain-containing protein. Lineage: Eukaryota; Fungi; Ascomycota; Sordariomycetes; Hypocreales; Nectriaceae. The coding region runs from base 268 to 855 and encodes 195 amino acids. The transcript has 2 exons. The record is from RefSeq and is a predicted model, not a curated record.